Daucus carota subsp. sativus is the source of this 694-nucleotide messenger RNA. Its product is annotated as protein SMALL AUXIN UP-REGULATED RNA 12. The coding region runs from base 95 to 535 and encodes 146 amino acids. Lineage: Eukaryota; Viridiplantae; Streptophyta; Magnoliopsida; Apiales; Apiaceae. The record is from RefSeq and is a predicted model, not a curated record. Gene Ontology annotation, biological process: response to auxin. The transcript has a single exon.
CUCAUAAUUCAAAACCCUCUAGUUUUUCCAACAGCUCAUCUUUCAAUAAACCAAAGCCUUAAAAAUCACAUUCACAUAACAAAAACACAAGACAAUGUCAGGAUGCAGCAAAAUACGCCACAUAGUCAAGCUCCGGCAACUCAUCCGGCGGUGGCGCAAGAAGGCGGCAUUGACCUCCCGCCGAAUCCCCUCCGACGUGCCCUCCGGACACGUGGCGGUCUCCGUGGGAGCGAACCGCACGAGGUUCGUGGUCCGAGCAACGUACCUGAACCACCCGGUUUUCAAGAAGCUACUGGUCCAGGCCGAAGAAGAAUACGGGUUCAACAACUCCGGCCCAUUGCUCAUCCCCUGCGACGAGUACGUCUUCGAGGAUAUUCUCCGGUGCAUCUCCGGCCGCUCGGAUUCCAGAAUCUCCGGCUGCUGUUUCACCAGUAUCGAGGAGUUCCAGAGGUACUGCCACGUGGGACUUCGGAGCAAGAACAAUGUUGAUUUCUGGGCCGAGUCUCGCCCCCUGCUUAACAUUGGAUUCAGAUGAGAAUGCAGAUUAGCAAAGCUUUAGCCCUUUCACGAAUGAUUUGGAUUCGGGUCGGGUCGGGUGUGAGUUGACUAUUAACUUUACAACUGCAUGCCAAUGACACAAUAUGAGUUGGCCAGUUACUAAUUUUUUAUUUUUGUAUAAAAUAUUAUUUCGAUU